UGUAAAGUUUCCCGCUUUUGCAGAUCAUUGCCGGACAUGUAAAGUGAGGGAAAAACGAAGCCAUCCGAAAUCCAAAAGCAGAAGAGAUAGAAGACAAAGGUUUGAGAAACAUGUUGCAGUGUCGAGUGAAUUUCCUAGAUGACACCCUCUUUACGUGGGAACUUGAGAGGGAUUCCCUGGGUCAGGAUCUCUUCAAUAAAGUCUGUGAACAUCUUAACCUGUUGGAAAGGGAUUAUUUUGGUCUGGUUAUGUGGGAUUCUCCAACUAACAGGGUAUGGCUGGAUUGUGCUAAAGAAAUCCGAAAACAGAUAAAAAGUCCAGUAGCUGAGUUCUUUUUCAGUAUCAAGUUUUAUCCACCCGACCCUUCAAUUUUAGCUGAAGACAUAACAAGAUAUUUCCUAUGUCUUCAUCUGAGAAAAGAUAUUCUGAUUGGUCGGCUGCCCUGUCCAUCAGACAUCUUGGCUCUUUUGGGUUCAUACACAGUUCAGUCAACACUUGGUGAUUAUGACCCAAAUCUCCACAAGAACAACUACGUUAGGAAAAUUGUUCUUGCACCAAAUCAGAGUAAAGAGCUGGAGGAGAAAGUGAUGGAGCUGCACGCCACGUACAGAUUUAUGAGUCCUGCCCAGGCAGAUCUGCUGUUUCUUGAGAACGUCAUGGGACUCCCAAUGUAUGGCGUCGACCUUCAUCCUGCCAAAGAUGCCAGCGGUGAAGAUGUUAUGCUUGGCGUGUGCUCCGAGGGACUGAUUGUAUAUGAAGAUGGUGUAAAAACAAAUUCCUUCUUCUGGCCUAGAGUGCUGAAAAUCUCGCACAAACGCAACACCUUUCUUCUCAAGAUGCGCCCUUCUGAGGAGGAUGCGUCUGAGGGUAACCUCAGCUUCAGUUUGGCCAACUACAGAGCCUGCAAACAAUUGUGGAAAUGCUCUGUGGAACAUCAUAGUUUCUUCAGAAACAGACUUCAAGAUACAAAAGCAAAAAGACUCCUGACUUUGGGUUCAAGAUUUCGUUAUCAUGGACGCAAACAGUCUGAGUGUGUGGAGGCCAGCAGUAACAUCACUCGCGCUCCUCCACGUUUCACACGGUACAGCAUCAAAAGAAAAGCAAAUGAAGAAAUUCUUGAUGUGCUAAAGCUACCAGUUCGAGCAGAGGUAGAUGACUGGUUUCUGGUCUAUGGUCCAGAAAAAUGGCACAUUUACACCUCAGAUGAUGUGAUGCUUGAAAGCCAAAAGCUGCAGGAGUAUAAGCAUCACGCAGAUGACUGGUGUGUCCUCCUUGAUGGAAGCCCAUUUUCACUAUCAGGCGUCCAGCAGCUGCUUCAGACUGAAGAACAGAGAGAGGAUCUGGAGACCUCAAAGGAGAAGCUCACAGAUGAGUUUGAAAUAAAACAAUCAUAUCAAGUUCAGGUGGUCCACGAGAGAUCUGACGUUCUAGAGAAAGAGCUUCCUGAUUAUGAAAUAAUGAGAAAUCUAAAUGAGGAGCUACUGGAAGUCGGUGGAGAACGAAUACAGAGAGUGGUGAUGACCAAAGAAUGGACACAAACACAAGACAAUGGAGAGAAAAGAGUAGAGAGGGUGGAAAGACGUGUAAUUGUCACUAAUGAGAAGAUGGUAGGUUCUGGGGACACUUCGGAGAGUCUGGAAAUUAUGGAGCAGAGGCUAGAGAAGGUGGAGGCCAUCGGGAGAAAGCUGGUUGAGGUGGAGGAGCUGAGAGUUGGAUUGCAGGAAGUGGAAAGUUUGGAACAAAGGUUACAGCAAGCUGAGAAAGAGGGGCUUCAACUGAUGAAGAAGGAUGAUUGGUACAUUUUCCUGGAUUGCAGGCCAUUAACGAUCAUUGAGACACUCAGAGAGAGACCAGGAGUAGUUCGGGACGAGUUGCAGCAGAUUGUGUAUGUUCCUAAACCAAUAAAGAAAGAAGAUGAUUGGUUUAUACUUUUUGACGUGCACCCACAAACCACAGAGAUAUCGCAGCUCCUUUCAGAUGUGAGCAGCUCUAUUCCUGAAGGGGCUCAGGCUGAAGAAGUAAAGAGAGAGGUUGAAAAAAUAGAGCUGGUGCUGCCAGAGAAGCCAAAAACACUGAUGAGAGAGGAGACGAUUCAGAGUCGAGUGACAACAGAGGAGAUCCAAAAAGAACACCAAGAGCAGGUGACAGUGAAUCAUGGCAGAUCACAGACAGCGAUCCUUGAGCAAAGAGCAACAGAGCCUCAGAGUAACCAAGAAGACGACUGGUUUGUUGUUUUGGAUGGAUCUCCAAAAACGUCAGCGUCCACUGUGAAAAGCACAUCUGUUGAGUUCCACGAAGAGACCAGAGAGGAGGUGAUUCAGAGAACAGAGCAGAAACUACAAGUGACCGUACAAGACAGGAGACCACAGCCAAUCACUGUGGAGAAGAGGACAACACAAGCAGGAGAUGUGGAGGACGACUGGUUUAUCAUUUUUGAUGUUUCUCCAAAAGAAACAGUGCGAGGUCCAGCUGUUGAGGUGUUUGUGGAGAGCAGAGAGCAGGAGAUUCAGAGCAGAGUGAGAAAAGAGGAGCGAGUGAUUGAGGUGAUGACGGUGAGCACUAGAGAACAGAUAACAGUACCAGAGACGAAGAGAAUCAGCGUAACACAAAUCCCACAGUUUCCAGUGGAGCCCAGAGACAUUGAUGACGACUGGUUUCAGCUUUUUGACAAAGUGCUUUAUGAGGAGGAGAGUUUUCCAUCAGUGCGAGGUUCGGCUGUUGAGGUGUUUGUGGAGAGCAGAGAGCAGGAGAUUCAGAGCAGAGUGAGAAAAGAGGAGCGAGUGAUUGAGGUGACGACGGUGAGCACUAGAGAACAGAUAACAGUACCAGAGACUAAGAGAAUCAGCGUCACACAAAUCCCACAGUUUCCAGUGGAGUCCAGAGACAUUGAUGACGACUGGUUUCAGCUUUUUGACAAAGUGCUUUAUGAGGAGGAGAGUUUUCCAUCAGUGCAAGGUCCAGCUGUUGAGGUGUUUGUGGAGAGCAGAGAGCAGGAGAUUCAGAGCAGAGUGAGAAAAGAGGAGCGAGUGAUUGAGGUGAUGACAGUGGGCACUAGAGAACAGAUAACAGUACCAGAGACGAAGAGAAUCAGCGUCACACAAAUCCCACAGUUUCCAGUGGAGCCCAGAGACAUUGAUGAUGACUGGUUUCAGCUUUUUGACAAAGUGCCUUAUGAGGAGGAGAGUUUUCCAUCAGUGCAAGGUCCAGCUGUGUUUGUGGAGAGCAGAGAGCAACAGAUUGAGAGCAGAGUGAGAAAAGAGGAGCGAGUGAUUAAGGUGAUGACGGUGAGCACUAGAGAACAGAUAACAGUGACGAAGAGAAUCAGCGUAACACAAAUCCCACAGUUUCCAGUGGAGCCCAGAGACAUUGAUGAUGACUGGUUUCAGCUUUUUGACAAAGUGCCUUAUGAGAAGGAGAGUUUUCCAUCAGAUAUCAGAAGCAGAGAAUUUGAGCUUCGUGAAUCAAAAGACCAAAGAGUUCAGCGUGUGGUGGAGGAGCAGUUUAGAGAGAAAAGGCUGAUCGCUGAAGAAAGGAGAGUGAGCAUUGAUGAGCGCAGAAAAGCUGCUGAAGUUCUUCCCCAGAUGAUUCCUGUUGAGGUUCGAGAGGUUGAUAAUGACUGGUUUGAGCUUCUGGAUCAAACAUCCUAUCAGAAGAGAAGUGUCCCUUCAGUUUCAGUGGUAUCUGAAGAGCGCAGGAUAAAAGAACAGGAGGACAGAAGAGUGAGACAGCAGCAGAUGAGAGGAAGAGAAGAGGAGGAGGAGAGGAGACUGAGAAAACCAGAGAAGCCAAAACAGGAGCUGGAAGCUAGAAGAGCUCAACCAUCCAUUACGGUGGCAACACACUCACAGCCACAGAUCGAAGACGACUGGUUCAUUCUUUUUGAUGUUUUACCUAAAGAAACCGUUGUGGCAGAUGUCCUGAAAGUGGAAAGGAUGGCUGAGGAACAGAAGGGAAGAGUAGAGGAAAGGAAGUGGAUAUUGGAAGAAGAGAGGAGGAAACUGGAGGAAGAAAGAAGGUUGCUGGAAAAAGAGAGGAGGAGACGAGAGGAAGAGAUGUGGAGACGAGAAGAAGAGAAGAGAAUUCAGAUCAAGGCAGAGGAAAGACUGAAAAGAGCAGCCGUGUCAGAGGAAAGAGCAGUGCAGCUGCAGACAGAAGUGGAGGAUGACUGGUAUAUGCUAAUGGGCAUUACCCUCAAAGAUUACAUUCCAAGUGCGCCAUCAACACCAGUUAUUUCCCCAGUAUCUCUGCCUAAACUCCGCCCACAGAUCCCUGUCGACCAACCGCUGACUUCUACUCCAACCGCACAAUCUGCGUCCAUUACAAAAACUUAUAAGGAGAGGACGAAAGACAUACUGGACAUCACAGUGGAGUCUGAGGCUGAGACCGAGUCAUCGCUCAUGAGGAGGACAUGGACGAAGAAAACUGAAGGAGAGAGCAUUUAUGUUCGUCACAGUAUUCUGAUGCUGGAGGACCUUGAUGUGUCUCAGGAGAUGAUAAUGAAGCACCAUGCUAGCGUUACUGAACUUAAGCGUGUCUUCAUGGAGGUCAAAGAUGAUUUCGGGCCCACUGAAUGGGACAGGCGUCUCUCUUCAUACUCACCUACUCUCAAACCCCAGCUUCCACAUGCCAACGGCGAGAUACUUGUCAAAAUGGGCUUGAUGGACGAAAAUGGAAAAACGAUCCUGCUUCGCACACAAGAAGAAAUAUUUGCUUGAAUUCAACACGCUUAAACAUUAAUUUUUUAUGCAUUUGCAUAUAAUCACUGCCGAAUCAUUUAACGAUGGGAAUAUGUGGAGAAAAAAACAGCUUUGCAUGUUUUAUAGAACAUAAUAAUAAUAUCCUCUGCGGUGUUUAUCAGUUUGAUCAAUGUAAUUUACAUGAUGAUAAUAUAUCUACUGAAUUAAAAGUAUCACAUAAUUUGAGUUUUAAGUUAAAAUGAAAAUACAAAUGCCAGGCUUACGUUUAGCUUAUUUCACCCGCUUACACCUAUUAACUUGUAAUCAAAAGAAAUAAAAGCUAACAUGUGCACUGA
Molecule: messenger RNA, 5032 nt
Organism: Danio rerio (zebrafish)
Lineage: Eukaryota; Metazoa; Chordata; Actinopteri; Cypriniformes; Danionidae
Gene: epb41b
Product: erythrocyte membrane protein band 4.1b
Biological process (GO): developmental process; cortical actin cytoskeleton organization
Cellular component (GO): cytoskeleton; nucleus; cell cortex
Molecular function (GO): cytoskeletal protein binding
Source: RefSeq, marked validated